UCGCCGAUCGGCCUCACGAAGUUGAACGCAUCAAGCAUACGUUGCUUUGUUCUAGUAGUCCGUUUCAUAAGUGGUCAAGACACUUUCCUACAUGCAGGAGUUGAAACUCUCCUCUGUCAACAUUGAACGCUGGUUGGACUUUGUUUAAUAUGCGAGAAAAACUGUUUAAACAAGCAUGAGGAGUCAAAUAGCGGACGACGCGUCGCAGUGUCCUCGUUUACCCACCGGGGACUUUGCUGCAAAAUCUGCAUAUGAUUAAUUUCUUGCGAGCAAAAAGGAGCCGUCGGCUGUUCUAACUCUUUCAUGCAUUGGGGAAAUUAAAGACCCAUGGCAAAGUGGUUUAGAAAUCAGCUUAGUUUUGGCAGCAGGAAAGGACCGCCGCAGCCCCCGAAACCAGACUACACCGAGAGCGAGAUCCUACGGGCUUACCGGCUUCAGAAAGAGCUGGACUUUGAGGAUCCGUACGACCCCUUGGAGAACCGGGUGCACAGCAGGUCGGGCUCGUUGGAGGCGUUCCCCUCUUUUGGUACAGUGCUGUCCAACGGCGUGGAGGUGAAGAUCGUGUCUCCCAAACACAGACUGAUAAAAGUGGAAUCUCAGGAAUUCGGGCGUAGCAAGAUCCCAUUAAACAUUGUGACCUUCGAGGAACCGCAGGCUCCUGUGGUUCCCUCGGCUCCUGCGGUUGGUGAAUCGGAUUACUCUGACCCUUUUGACGCCCGGCCGGACCCGCGGCCCAGACCUGACUGGGAACAUGACACUGUAGAAACCUGCAGCAGUUACAUGGAGCCGUUCGAAGCCCAACGAUUUAUAAGCGAGCUGCAGCACGGCACAGACUGGGGCAGCCCGCAGCUCUACGACAGCCCGUAUGAAGAGAGAACCGGACCCCGGGGGUCCCCCGCAGAGGACGAGAGGGAGAGCCGUCUGCCCCAAGAUGAUGAGAGACCUGCAGAUGAGUACGACCAGCCCUGGGAGUGGAAGAAGGAGAACAUCUCUAAAGCCUUCGCCGUGACGUUCGAUGCGAGAGACUGGGAUCAGUCCACGCUGCCCCGCGACGAGCUGCAGUGGGCCGCAGGAGCAUCCAGAACCGGUGGACCCGCCAGCCUACGCAAACCAAACAGCCCUCACGGUAUCCUGGGCGAGAGGGUUGACCCCACACUGCCCCUGGAGAAACAGGUUUGGUACCAUGGUGCGCUGACACGCUCGGAAGCCGAAUCUCUGCUCACGCUUUGUAAAGAAUGCAGUUAUCUGGUGAGAAAGAGCCAGACGGGACGCAACGACUACUCGCUGUCUCUCAGAAGCUGUCACGGGUUCAUGCACAUGAAGUUCUCACAGUCUCGUGAUGGGAAGUUCAUCCUAGGCGAGAACAGUCCUCCGUUCGACUCCAUCUCUGAAGUCAUCCAUUACUACACCACACAAAAGCUGCCCAUCCGUGGAGCCGAGCAUCUGUCCCUGAUGUUUCCAGUGCUGGUGCAGACGCUCUGAGGACACAAACACGCUUGGUCACGCUCACACACAUUCAUACUCGCUCAGGGCUUAAUACACCGUUGUUAUUAUAUUGCUUAAUUUUCAAUUAGAUUAGUCUUGAUGAGGAUUAGUUUUGUGUUUUGAGAGUUAGAUUGAAUCUAAACUUGGUGUGAAUGAGCACACAGUCAGUCUGUAGUUGAUGCUGAAGUUGACUUAACUGAAAUUUAUCUUCAGCACUGCACUGCUGGAGUAACACUGAGAACUGCAGUAUUAUAUUCUGUCUGUCUGUUCCAAAGCUUCAACGACCAGAUUUAAAGGAACGGUUCACCCAACAAAGAAAACCAUGUCAUUUCGGAUAUGAAUUCUAGAAUGAGAAACUUUUGGCCUUUUUUUCCUGUAUUGCAUUGCGAUUUCCAACAACGCAGUGACUUCAGGUGUCAAGUUCAUAAAAGUAUAAGAAAACAUGGAAGUAAUUCCUGCCUUAUAAUGCAAUACAGACUGAAAAGUCAUUGAUAAUAUCAAAUCAUCCUAAUUUGAUGGCAAAAUGGCUAUUCAGUAUUUUUAUAUUUUUUACGGUAAUCAUUUGAAACAACACAGGAGUGAUUAAAUAUUACUAUUUGUUGUGGCGAACUGCUCAUUUGAGAUCUGAUGAAAUGUAGGCCAACCAAAGUAUUUAAAGAUUUUAUUUAUGGAAGAAUAGCGAGUAUUACAGUAUAGUGUAAAGUAGAGAUCGUUUCACUGGCUGGAAAAAGUGUUUUAGUUUUUAGUUUAGUUUGUCCGAGCAGGAACCCAGCCCUUAACAUCCCAACAUCAAAAUGAUCCGACACAUAUUACAGUAAGGAAUGUUCAGAAUGUGACUUUCCCCUCACCGGAUGGCCCUCUGUGCACAAAUCUCUGUUAAUAAAUCCAGUGCUGCAGGAACAGGAAGUGAUGCACGCCUUCUGCUCCAGACCAGUGCUUGACAGGAAGUGACAUCCCUUAGUGCAGCUGUCACAAUGCUGCCCAUCAUUCCACACUACCAGCAAGCCGUCGGGUGGUUUCUGAGGACGCUUUAGCAAUACUUGGUGAGAUGCCCACACAAAAACCAUCUCUGCUGGGUUUAGUUUAUCUCAUCUCGGGUUCAUUUAAGAAUCUAAAGCCGCGUAACAUAUCAGUCUGUUGAUGGCUGCUGUAUUUUUGUAGAAACAAUUAAGACACUAGUAUUUUCUUCUUAACACGGUAAACCUUGUGAUAUUGUGAAUACGAGGAACAGCUUUAAUAUUGACCAGCAGAAAGCCGAAAGUGUUUUUGUGGUGGGUUUAUCUGAUGGGAACACACACUGCUGUAGUUCUGCACAGGGUAUCUAGUCUUAUAGAGAUCCUAUUGUUUGUUAUGAUGACUGUCAUUGUAGUGAUUUCUUUCUAUUUGCUGUUUUACAGCUUUUUAUUUCUUUGGAAUAAAAUAUGAGUCUU
Molecule: messenger RNA, 2915 nt
Organism: Triplophysa rosa
Lineage: Eukaryota; Metazoa; Chordata; Actinopteri; Cypriniformes; Nemacheilidae
Gene: shda
Product: Src homology 2 domain containing transforming protein D, a
Exons: 8
Coding region: 328-1482 (384 amino acids)
Molecular function (GO): phosphotyrosine residue binding
Source: RefSeq, a predicted model, not a curated record